This is a messenger RNA of Australozyma saopauloensis, 1668 nucleotides long. It is a transcript of the gene DPS1-1, whose product is annotated as aspartate--tRNA ligase. Lineage: Eukaryota; Fungi; Ascomycota; Pichiomycetes; Serinales; Metschnikowiaceae. Gene Ontology annotation, molecular function: RNA binding; ATP binding; aspartate-tRNA ligase activity. The record is from RefSeq and is a predicted model, not a curated record. Bases 1 to 1668 code for a protein of 555 amino acids. Gene Ontology annotation, cellular component: cytoplasm; cytosol; aminoacyl-tRNA synthetase multienzyme complex. Gene Ontology annotation, biological process: aspartyl-tRNA aminoacylation. The transcript has a single exon.
AUGUCUGCAGAAGAGGCCCAGAAAAUCGACGAGCUUUCCCUCCAGGAAAACGCCGCCCCCGCCGAAGUCAUCUUGGGUGAGGACGGCCAACCAUUGUCCAAGAAGGCAUUGAAGAAAUUGGAGAAAGAGAAAGAAAAGGCCCGCAAAAAGGCCGAGAGAGAGGCCCAGUUGGCCAAGGAAAAGGCCGACAAGGAGGCCCAGGCCGCCAAUGAUCCCGCCAAGGAAAACUACGGCAAAUUGCCCUUGAUCAACUCCGGUUCGAAGACUGGUCAGACUCGUGUCCAGAUCAACACCUUGUCUGCUGCCAACGACGGCCAGGAGGUCAUUUUCAGAGCCCGUUUGCACAACUCCAGACAGCAGGGAGCCACCAUGGCUUUCGUCACUUUGAGACAGCGUCUGAGCUUGAUUCAGGGUCUCAUCAAGGCCAACGGCGAGUCUGUGUCGAAGCAGAUGGUCAAGUGGGCCGGUUCCAUCAACUUGGAGUCUAUAGUUGUAGUUCACGGUGUUGUUCGUAGCGUCGAGGAGCCUAUCAAGUCCGCUACUGUCCAGGACGUUGAGGUGCACAUCAGUAAGAUCUACACCAUUGUGGAGACUCCAGAGCAAUUGCCAAUGUUGAUUGAGGACGCCGCUCGUUCCGAUGCUGACGCAGAGGCCGCUGGCUUGCCUGUGGUCAACUUGGACACUCGUUUGGAUGCCCGUGUGAUCGACUUGCGUACCCCUACCAACCAGGCCAUCUUCCGUAUCCAGCACGGUAUCCAGGCCUUGUUCCGUGAGUUCUUGUCCGAGAGAGGCUUCACUGAGAUCCACACCCCUAAGAUUCUUGGUGCUGCCUCCGAGGGUGGUUCCAACGUGUUCGAGAUCAGCUACUUCAAGCGCCUGGCUUUCUUGGCUCAGUCUCCUCAAUUCUACAAGCAACAAUUGAUUGCUGCCGACUUCGAGAAGGUCUACGAAAUUGCCCCUGUGUUCCGUGCUGAGAACUCCAACACCCACCGUCACAUGACCGAGUUCGUCGGUUUGGACUUGGAGAUGGCUUUCGAGGAGCACUACGACGAGGUCCUUGCCUACUUGCAAGACUUGUUCAUUUUCAUUUUCACAGAGCUUAAAGCUAGAUAUGGUGCGGAUAUUGCCACUGUUCGUAAGCAAUUCCCAGUGGAGGAGUUCAAGUUGCCUGCUGAUGGCAAGAUGGUCAAGUUGCACUUCAAGGAGGGUAUUGCCAUGUUGAGAGAGGCCGGUAAAGACGUCGAUGACUUCGAGGACUUGUCUACUGAGAACGAAAAGCUCUUGGGUAAGUUGGUCCGCGAGAAAUACGACACCGACUUCUACAUCUUGGACAAGUUCCCAUUGGCCGUCAGACCAUUCUACACCAUGCCUUGUCCAGAGGACCCACGUUACAGUAACUCCUACGAUUUCUUCAUGAGAGGUGAGGAGAUCUUGUCUGGUGCCCAACGUAUCCAUGACCCAGAGUUGUUGAAGGAACGUAUGGCCGUCCAUGGCGUUGACCCAUCCACGGAGGGUGUCUGUGACUACAUCGAUGCUUUCACCUACGGAUGUGCUCCACAUGCUGGUGGUGGUAUUGGUUUGGAGCGUGUGUUGAUGUUCUUCUUGGACUUGAAGAACAUUCGUCGUGCUUCCCUCUUCCCAAGAGACCCAAGAAGAUUGAGACCUUAG